UCUGGUAGCAGCGAAAUUUCAGCACGUCGCAAUGGCAGCCACGGCUCUGGCCACACCAGCUCUGCCUGACAGCCUGCCGUUGGUGAGGAAGGCACCCCGUGGCCCUGGCAGAGAGCGGAGUCACCGUACCAAGGAUGGUGGCCAUACCCGCUGCAGAGGGAGUACCCUAGGAUGCCUUGCUGCAGCCCUUUGGAGACGUCGCGGAACAAGCGCGCGGCCACGUGCGCUGGCAGCCUUUGGUUCCGAGAUGACGCCAGAGGAUCGGCGCGCCUUUGCUGAAGAGGAAGGGAUUGGCAUCGGCGAGGUGAGACUUCCAAUCGAAGAAUGGCUGAAGGAGGUGACUCUACACAGCGAUAUGGCUGAUGAUGUCAUGCAGAAGUUCGGACAUGUGCCCCAACAGGCAGAUGAAGUUGUCCAAGACGUGGUGGAACGCAUCCAGAGUGGCGCACAAAGAUGUGUUGCGCCCUCUGCCACGGUACAUCCCUUUGGCUCCACGGUGAAUGGAUUUGGUGAGGAAUCCUCCGACCUUGAUGUGCUGGUAGCCAUUCGGGAGGAGGAGUUAUCUUACUACAUGAGCUAUGCCAGCUGGGCACAGCGGCAUCAGAGGCUCAGCGAAUUCCUGAUGCAAGGUGAUCCGGCAGAGCCCUCGCUACCGACCAAAAUCACACCAAAGGCUGCGAUGUGUCAUGCGGUUCAGCAGCUGGCAGAAUUUUUGCCGGAGCUGGGCUUCAAGGUGCUGGAUUUGAUACCACAAGCUCGAAAGCCUUUGGUGACUGUAGAAGACACGCAAGGUCCUUUGAAGGAAGUCGAUGUGUCCAUCAAUAACAGUUUGCCACUCUACAACUCGCAGCUGCUGAAAGCCUACUCCCAACUUGAUGAGAGAGUGCGACCGUUGGUGCUUCUCGUGAAGGUGUGGGCAAAAGGCAAGCGCGUAUGUGGUGCUGGAGAGGGAAACCUGUCGUCGUACUCCUGGACGAUCAUGGUCGUCUAUUUCCUACAGCUGGUUGGGAUUCUUCCAUCGCUUCAGCUGCUGUACAAAAAAAGUAGGAGUCUGCAACACGUGGACUACUGGGGUAUUCCCCGUUCAUUUGAGACCGGUUUCCUCACCGCAGAGGAAUACCAACAAGAAGUGGCUGAGAAGAAGAUUCCGCCAUGCAAAGCAAAGGCAGAUCUGACUGUGGCGCAGCUCCUAUAUGGCUUCGUGCGCUUCUUUGACAGGGAGUACCAGUGGGGCUCAGAGGCGGUGUCAAUGCGACAGCCGGACCGACGAGAUGUUGGUGACUGGUUUCGACUCUUUGGGUCUAUUCAUCCAGAGCCCACCAUUCAUGUGGAGGACCCCAUUGAAUUUCGGGAUCUCAAUAUCGUGUUGCGGCGAGAGCGGCUGGCGCAACUAAAGGAAGAAUUCAACCACGCAGUCGAGAUGCUGGAGAAUGGUUGCAGCCUUGAGGAGUUUCUCACCAGUGACCCCCGGCCCGACGUGGUGAUGAUCCCAUAUCGUAUUCGACGACGUUACAAGAACAGGAGACGACAUAAGUCUCUGGAACUUCCACGGUUACCCGAGUUGAAAUAAGGACGCCCGCUCCCCGGCGCAAAA
Cladocopium goreaui is the source of this 1594-nucleotide messenger RNA. The record is from the annotation of a GenBank genome assembly. NCBI's taxonomy places the organism in Eukaryota, Dinophyceae, Suessiales, Symbiodiniaceae.